Molecule: messenger RNA, 678 nt
Organism: Juglans microcarpa x Juglans regia
Lineage: Eukaryota; Viridiplantae; Streptophyta; Magnoliopsida; Fagales; Juglandaceae
Exons: 1
Coding region: 1-678 (225 amino acids)
Molecular function (GO): RNA-DNA hybrid ribonuclease activity; nucleic acid binding
Source: RefSeq, a predicted model, not a curated record
AUGCUUGAAGAUGAAAUACUAGCUCAUAUUUUAUGGUCAUGUUUCUCUGCCAAGGAUGUAUGGCUUCUGUGUUCCAAGUCUAUUCAAAAGGCAAACAUUCAAGUAUCCAGUUUCUUAUCUGUUUUUGAGUUCCUGAUUGACCGAUUAUCAAGUCAGAAACUGGUGUUAUUUGCCACCCUAACUCGACUAAUCUGGUUUAGAAGAAACAGUCUUAUUCAUGAUGGCCAUUUUCAAUCUCCUAAUGUGCUCUUUGAUAAUGCUGUAAAGGUUGUAGAUGAGUAUUGUAAUGCAAGAGCCAAGUCAGCAAGGUUUGGAAUUCAGAAUCUGCUACCUACUACUCGAUGGGAAACACCUCCAUCAUCUUGGGUGAAAGUGAAUUGGGAUGUGGCAGUAAGAUAUGAUUUCAACAAGAUUGGUGUUGGUGUAGUGAUAAGAGAGGCUGAUGGUUCUGUUUUGGCUAAUUUGAUGCAACCAAGAUUCUAUUGCACUGAUCUUGUGUUGGCUAAAGCAAGAGGUUUACUCUCUGCUGUGUUAUUUUGCAAUGAGUUGGGUCUCGACUCUUUAAUCUUUGAAGGUGACUCUAGUCAAGUUGUCCAUGCAGUCAAGAAUUUUGCUUUUUCUGCUGGGAAAUUGCAGUGCACUAUCUUAGACAUCAUUGAACUUCUGUGUGGUGCUUAG